ACGUCAUCUAAAGCUACCGGAAGAGAGAGUUAUCUGGCCCCGCCCCGCCAGCGCAGUCCAUCCAACCUGAAGAGAAGGCGAGUCUACGGCUAAAAAUAUAAUAGCUAACACAAGAUGAGCGGUUUGCCUCGUAGGAUUAUAAAGGAGACGCAGCGGUUGAUGGCAGAGCCUGUUCCAGGGAUCACGGCAAUGCCAGAUGAAGGGAAUGCACGCUACUUCCAUGUGAUCAUUGCAGGGCCUCAAGACUCUCCUUUUGAAGGAGGCACAUUUAAACUUGAACUAUUUCUUCCAGAAGAGUAUCCCAUGGCAGCUCCCAAAGUGCGAUUCAUGACCAAAAUCUACCACCCCAAUGUUGACAAACUGGGAAGAAUAUGUUUAGACAUUUUGAAAGAUAAGUGGUCUCCAGCUCUGCAGAUCCGCACAGUGUUGCUAUCUAUCCAGGCGUUAUUAAGUGCUCCCAAUCCAGAUGAUCCCCUCGCAAACGAUGUUGCAGAGCAGUGGAAGAGAAAUGAAAGCAACGCCAUUGAGACAGCCCGAUCAUGGACCAGGCUCUACGCGGGCAACACUGAAGUAUAGAAGAACCGAGACGAGGCUUCUGAAUGUGAUCCACAAAAUGUACUCCUAUUCUGUCAACAUUCAAAUUUAACAGGCACAAAAAAAAGAAAAGAAAAAAAAAGAUGAGUUCAAAUCAAUUUGAAAGAAAUGACAAGAUUUACUGCUGCAGACCUCUGGGUGACUUAUUUUCCUCUCUGAGGCGCGUUAAGUGUGUGUUAGCCUUUUUUUUUUUCUGUGUUGCUAUUUAAAUGCAUGGACGGAGAACGACACCCUCCCAAACUACAGUCUUAAAAAUAACAUGCAAUAUGUUGUCCUGAACAAGGCGCAUACUGGUACGUUUGCAGAAUAUACAUGCAUUAAAGCUGUUCUUCUUUUAACACAUGCAUUAUUUGUCAACACAUCUGUACGUCUUUUGUGAGAGAUGACAUGCUCUGUUCUUUCAACACUUGGUGUACAGCUGUCUCCCACUCGUAUGCAGAUGGAAAAUAUGAGUGAAGUUUGCCUUUACUCUUUUUAGGGAAUGCGAAGAGUUUUUUGGGAAAUAGCCCUUACAUUCAAACAAGAAGGUUAGUUGGAUUUCCACUCCCGUGUCUGUGCAUACCAACACGUCACAACACUGAAUAUUUAGCUGUAGUUCAGCAUCAUCUCAAGAGCACACGGGGCACUUAUAACUGAGCACAGAGGGGAAACUCUUUACAAAAUGUUCAUCGCACAGCAGAGACUAUCUUGUUUAUUUAAUUGGACCAGGGCUCCACACGGGAAGUACUGACUCGUAAACCUUCAAAGACACUUUCUGUAACGGCAGGGCCAAUCGAGUUUUAUUUUAAAGAAAGCGUCUAUUGGACACUGAACAAAAAAAACGAAGGACUCUGAGAGGGCUGAGUUGAAACGUUUUCAUCCACAGACAACAGAGAGGUUGAUUCCAACAUUUUUUUUUUUUUUUAUAUAUAUAUAUGUAAAGACGCCCUGGCAAUUGCUGUUUACCUGCUAAAUUUGCCGGUAGAGAAUACACAGUACUGAACACAGCCACAGUUAACAUUUAAAAGCAUUUGUUUGGUUCAUGGCUAGUUUGAAUCUGUGGCCCCAGUGGAUGUAAUUUUAUCUCUUUUCAUCUCAGUCUUAGGUUCAUAGAAAAGACAGAUUAGCGUGUGAUUAGCUGCUUGAGCCCCAUUAGAUGAGGAUUGUGUAAUUAUUAAUUCAAGAUCUCAUGAUUUAAUGUCAUGUAAUGUUACGUCAAGCGGUCUGUGGUUUCAGUGAAAGUCGGACACAUUGGGGAGGGUGAGCAGAUUACUUCCACAUGCUUAAAAAAGCCAUUCCCAACACAUUCAGAAAGGUAGAAAGACACAAGCUGUUUGUGGUGAACAUGAUCGGUAUGCAUGUUGUAACGGACUACUAAAAUGUGUUGAAAAUGCCCCUUUUUUUUAAAGGAUGUAGGCUGUUGAGCUGUUUUUGUUUUUUAUUAUUUUAACUGUCUGUCCAUGCUAUCUAUGUUGCUUUUUCUCUAUUUUAUUUUCCGUGUUACUUUAUUAAAAAGGCAUGUACCAUAACCAAACUUAUAUCAUGACGAUUCAAACUAGUUUUCUUUCGGGUGUUUUUGAGAGAUGAGGCGUCCAGUUGUCUUUAAAGGGAAAGUUCAGGCUUUUUUUUUUUUUUACGGUGUCGUCGUUGGUAUCAAAGUUGUCUUUCAACCAUGAUUUUCCGGACUUGGCCUCCCCUGCUUUUGCUCUUUCUAUGAUACUGAUCUGUGAUGAUUAUGCAAGUGCAUUGAAUUGAUUGGGUCAUUGUGGUGGCAAAAAAAAUGAUAUUACAAAUAAAAAAGUAUUAAAGAUUAAA
Messenger RNA from Cyclopterus lumpus (lumpfish), 2388 nucleotides. RefSeq names its product ubiquitin-conjugating enzyme E2Nb (gene ube2nb). The record is from RefSeq and is a predicted model, not a curated record. Lineage: Eukaryota; Metazoa; Chordata; Actinopteri; Perciformes; Cyclopteridae. The transcript is spliced from 4 exons. The coding region runs from base 115 to 576 and encodes 153 amino acids.